CCGCACUUUCUUCUCUAGUUUAUCCAGCACAGGACUAAGUAGCACUGGGGUGGUUCGCCCCUGCGCUGCACUGCCGCUGACAGCUUUUAGUCAAACUUUCAAAAACUUCCUCCAUCUUGUUUGUUAGUUUUUAAUUUGUCUGGUUCUAUUGUUUGAACUGACCAAGCUCUCCGUCAUGUCACUCCGGACCAGCCGCAAAACCACCACCACUUCCUACCGGACCAUGAACGCGUCUUCACCGGAGCAAAUUACGGCUCCGGUGAUCACGACCAGGUCGGUGUCGCCGAUUCAAACUGUUCAGAACGGCGGAUACGAGACUGUUCGGUACCUGGUUCCAAUGCAACAGCCGGUGCAGCAACAGCAGUACAUGCUGAUGCCGCAACCUAUGAUGCCGCAACCUAUGAUGCAGUCUAUGGUCCAGUGCGUGUCUCCGGUCUACCUGCAGGGUAUGCCCCGGCUGAGCGUCAGCAGCCAGGAGUCCGAAUUGAUGUACCUGCAGCAGCCGUCAAUAGAGACCAUAAGCCGAAAAUCUUCAUCUGUGUUCAGCGCAGCAUCGAGUCCGAUCAAGAGCCCGGAGCCAAGUGUUGGAGAGGAGGAGGAGGAGGAAGAGGAAGAGGAAGAAGAAGAGGAGGAAGACGAUGAGGAGGACUCAGUCUUGGUGGAAGAAAUUGAGAUUGUCAACGUCAUACAGCAGAAGCCACCAGUGGAGAAGGUCACCAGGGUGGAGGUGAAGUCCGAGUUGAAGGAUGUGGUUCAACCGACCAAGAUGGACACGAGAUACUUCGGGGAACUGCUGGCUGACGUCUACAGGAAGAACUGCGACAUCCACUCCUGCAUCUCUGAGCACGUGUCCAAGAUCAGAGGAUCGAAACAUCAGACGGAAUUCAGCAAUGACUACAAGAUGGAUGAAGUGGAGGCUCUGAUUCCUAAAGGCGCCACUGAACUGACCAAACAACAGAUUCGUUACUUGCUGCAGACUCGUCUGAUUGCAGAUAGGAGCAUGCGUCUGCUGCUGUCCACCUUCAGCAGCCUCAGAGAGGAGCUGCUGCACAUGUCAGAGGACCUGCGGCGUCUGGAGGGGGAGAAAGAAGCUCUGGAGCGAGAUCUGACUUUUAAAGCAGACCAGGCUCGACAGUACGACAGUCUCCUGGAGGCUGUGAGAGAAAACAACAGACAGCUGCAGGUGUCUCUGAAGGAGAGCAGUGCCACACAGCGUUCCUUGGAGGGCAAACUGAUGAGCACCCGCAGCACGGACUCCAGCCGCGAGUUCAAGGUUAAAGAGCUGGAGGGAAGGAUGAGAGCGCUGGAGAAGGAGAACGAGAUGCUGAGACAGAAGCUGGCAGGUCAGGGCAACAGCACCACUCUACACUUGAAGACAGAGGAACUGUCGCGUCAGUACAACGACCAGCUGAGCACCAUCAGACGAGAAAAAGAGGAGGAGAUCCAGAGACUGAGGAGCCAGAUCACCAGAAUCCAGACGGAGGUGAGCACCACCACCACCACCAAGUCAUCCUCAGAGAAGAGCCUCGAGCUGAAGAUCUCUGAGCUGUUGGCCAUGUUGGAUCAGCGGCAGUCGACCAUCAAACGCCAGGAGGAGGAGAUCAAGAGGCUGAUACAGGAGAAAAGCGACAGCUCCAAGAAUGUCACCAAGACCAUCAUCACUAAAAGGUACAGAAACCAGUAUCCAAUCCUGGGUCUGCUCGGUGACGACUAUCAGUACAACUCGCCAAUCACAGAGGACAAGACCAUCAUCAUCGAAUGAACUGGAGAGAUGAUCAAACAGGUAACAAAGGAAGUCGUUACAUGUCCUUAAAGACACACUGCUUCUCUCUGACAGGAAUGAUCCAACGACCUGGAGAUGUCACGUCACCUCUCUCCCCCGUCCUCCUCCCCCUCAAACCUAUGCUCCCCUGCAUGUCUCUGUUCUCUGACCCCUUGCCUGCCCUCCCCUCUCCGCUCUUCUCUUCCUCAGGGCUAUCAGCACAAUGAUGGUGGUAAUUGUUAAACUCUACCUUUUAAAAAAACUAAACAAACUCUUUUGUCCUUAUUUGGUAUAAAUGGUUUCGUUCAGGCAUUUUGGACGAAAAAGGUUAUUUAAAUGUUUUUUUUUUAUCACUUUCUGCUACCUUGUUGGGUGAUGACAUAGAAGGUGAGGUGGCAGUGAUUCAACCAACACACUUAUUUUAUACUGUAUGUUCUUCCUAUUGACUUAUUCAAAAUUCAAGAUUUUAAAAUCACAAUUAGCCACAGGUGCUACAUAUUAUAUUAUAUUUGAUAUUUGAUGCAAGACUGUUGUAUAGCAGUGAAACAGGGCAUGGGUGACAAUUGACCGUAACAUCAUAAUAAAAUAUAUGGGCAGAAUUAAAAAAAAGAUGCAUCAGAGAACGAGUCGGGGAGUUAGCAUGGUAGCAUGUUAGCAUGUAGUUAAAGAUGAGUUGGUGGUGAGUCCUGAAGAAAGAGAAAAGGGAAAAACUACUCGAAUACUUUUAGGGAAGACGUUGAGAAGUUAGAAAGAAAGAUGUGGUGAAGAUUGUUUGUUUGAAACUGUAAGAUCAGGUUUGAUUGUUAAGGAAUAGUUGAAGUUGCUACAUUUAUAAUAGUUUCUUUACAAAGGUUCCUGAUCAGUGAUAUGAACUCAUGAACACUUAACCACCACAGCAACAUUAUCUGUUAGCCCCCAGGACCAACCUACCAAUUCCUACUGCUUUCCAUGUAAAUAUUUCCAAACAAAAAUAUAUAUAUAUAUAUAUAUUUGAAAUGGGUUUGCGCAGCUUGUGUCUCCGCCUGGGUGACUGCAGGGGGCGCCCUUUUUGCAUUUUAAUGGUUUAAAAGAACAUUCAAAAUUCAAAGUUCCUCACAGGUAGUUAGCUUCAGUUCUUGUUGAGUCUGUAAUUUUUUUAAAGCUCUUUGUUGAUUAAUAUGUCUGUAUUGACAUCAGAUUUGUCCAGGAACAUGCUUUUCCUGGGCAGUGUUUUACAGCAGGAUCUGGGUUUGGGGCAGCGUGGGGUGGGUGGGGCCAAAGUGAUAGUCUGAGUUUUUAUGAAGUGUGAUUGUGUGGGACAAACACGGAGGCAAUUUACACACUGGUUCUGAGCUUCAUGUACCAGACGCUAUGAAGAAAAUCAACAUUUUUAUCUUGAAUAGUAACUAAAACCAAAGAAGUAAAUCUUGUGUAAAAUUUUAACGAUUUGGUACUAAAUGGGCAGUAUGAAAUGUGACACAAAAAUGUUCAUCAAUUUGUUUCUGGCCAGCAGGGGGAGUCCUUGAUCGUGUGAAUACCUAGUACUUUCACACGUGAUAAAAACUCAACUAUCCCUUUAAAAGCUUGUUGGCUUGAUGUUUGAACUGCAGCAUGAUUUAAUGGGUCCUUAAAAUGGUGGAAGAAAAUGUAAAAGCACAACUUUCCAAAGACAUUGUUUGUAAAGUGAGUCUGUCUCUCGCUUAUGGUUCAGACGCUGUGUCCACUGGCUGCUCCUCUCCUCUGACCGGCUGACGGACAGUGUGGCUGCAGCCAGGGCCACACAGUAUCAGAAAAAACAUGAAUAAAGAAAAUGUUUUACUUUUUAAAUAUGUUUUUGUCUUAUGUGUGUUCUUUGCUAUAAAUAACACGUUUACUUGCAGUAGUUUCUGUCUGCUGUCAAAAAUAAAUAAAUAAAAAGGACAAUAACACACUUGCCACACUAAAUUUAUAAAUAACCUUCCAGGUCUGAAAUGUCAGCCAAAAUUUGCCAAAAUUAGAUUCUUGAAAAGAACGACAGCCUUCGGCCAAAACACAUCACUUUAAGAUAAUCCUCUGUCACUGAGUAUCUCAAUGUUCUUCAGCUGAUCACCAGUACUGAAGGAAAGACGCCCUCCAGUGGACACAGUCGGCUUUUUACGUGUACGUCAAUAUUUUUGGCUAUAGUGAAUUGUCCAAGUGCCUUAUUGUUAUUUUGGGGACGACCAGAAAAUGUAAUGCAUUGAUCAGAGCACAGUUACACCCCCCUCCAAAAAUAAUUAAGCUAUAUAAAUGUGUAGUUUUUGAUCUGCAGUAUGUAAGAUUGGUUUGUAUUUAUUUUCCUAUUGCAGGUUCAUUUCCUAUUUGCUGGAUUUUUCUGACAACUGACUCAGCCUAAUGUGUCACUGAGAAAAAAAAAACAACAGUUUGUGAAAGAUUGUCAUUAAAACCAGUGAUGUGUCUUUGUA
Molecule: messenger RNA, 4185 nt
Organism: Cynoglossus semilaevis (tongue sole)
Lineage: Eukaryota; Metazoa; Chordata; Actinopteri; Pleuronectiformes; Cynoglossidae
Gene: pof1b
Product: POF1B actin binding protein
Exons: 13
Coding region: 176-1762 (528 amino acids)
Biological process (GO): epithelial cell morphogenesis; bicellular tight junction assembly; actin filament organization
Cellular component (GO): bicellular tight junction; adherens junction; actin filament
Molecular function (GO): actin filament binding
Source: RefSeq, a predicted model, not a curated record